Alosa alosa (allis shad) is the source of this 1797-nucleotide messenger RNA. It is a transcript of the gene nono, whose product is annotated as non-POU domain containing, octamer-binding. Gene Ontology annotation, molecular function: RNA binding. The transcript has 10 exons. Lineage: Eukaryota; Metazoa; Chordata; Actinopteri; Clupeiformes; Clupeidae. Gene Ontology annotation, biological process: regulation of DNA-templated transcription. Gene Ontology annotation, cellular component: nucleus. Bases 135 to 1478 code for a protein of 447 amino acids. The record is from RefSeq and is a predicted model, not a curated record.
UCACAAGCCUAUCAUCUUUCACGAGGAAAACACGAUUAGGUUGUGACGUCCCACUUUUCCAACCCUUUGUAACCCAAUAACCUAAAUUCUCCCUCAAGACGUGUUAUUUCGGUACUCUCUCCUUUCUAUUUACGAUGCAAGGCAACAGAGGGCCCCGUCCGGACCAGCAGAACCAUGCUCCACAAAGAAGGCCCAAUCACCAGGACCAACAGAGGAAACCAGGCGGCGAUAGCAAUGGACAGCACUCAGACAAUAGUGAGCAGCCAAGCGCAAAUGCUGGCAUAACCAUCGACCUUCAGAACUUCCGCAAGCCCGGAGAGAAGACAUACACGCAGCGCAGCAGAUUGUUUGUGGGCAAUCUCCCCAAUGGCGUCACAGAGCAGGAGGUGGAGAAGCUCUUCUCAAAAUAUGGCAAACCAUCUGAAAUCUUUAUCAAUAAAGACAGAGGAUUUGGAUUCAUCAGGCUGGAAACCAAAACAAUGGCAGACAUAGCCAAAGCAGAGCUCGAUGACACCCAGUUCCGUGGGCGUCAAAUCCGUGUUCGGUUUGCCACACACGGCGCAGCACUGACCGUGAAGAACCUGCCACAGUUUGUCUCCAACGAGCUCUUGGAAGAAGCCUUCUCCAUCUUCGGGCAAAUUGAGCGUGCCAUCGUAAUUGUGGACGACCGCGGGCGUCCCACAGGGAAGGGGAUUGUAGAGUUCACCUCAAAGCCAGCUGCCCGUAAAGCACUGGACCGCUGCACAGAUGGCGCUUUCCUGCUUACAGCAUUUCCCCGUCCAAUUACCGUGGAACCAAUGGAACAGUUUGAUGAUGAUGAGGGACUACCAGAAAAACUUGUCACCAAAAAUCAACAGUUCCACAAAGAGCGAGAGCAGAUGCCACGAUUUGCCCAGCCUGGCUCGUUUGAGUACGAGUAUGCCAUGCGCUGGAAGGCCCUGCUGGAGAUGGAGAAGCAGCAGUUUGAGCAGGUGGACCGCAACAUCAAGGAGGCCCAGGAGAAGCUGGAGGCCGAGAUGGAGGCGGCACAGCACGAGCACCAGGUCAUGCUCAUGAGGCAGGACCUGAUGCGUCGUCAGGAGGAGCUGCGUCGCAUGGAGGAGAUGCACAACCAGGAGGUGCAGAAGCGGAAGCAGCAGGAGCUGCGCCAGGAGGAGGAGCGGCGCCGGCGGGAGGAUGACAUGCGCCUCCAUAAUGAGGAGAUAAUGAGGAGGCAACAGGAAGCUGGCUUCAAGGGUGGAAACUUCCAAGAGAAUCAAAGGGAACAGGAAAUGAGGAUUCACAUGCAAGGUGCUGGGAUGAACAGGAACCCACUGGCAGGCAAUGCUGCCCAGCCAGGAACAGGAAACAAUGAGGGUGGUGGUGGUGGUGGUGCAGGGUUGAUGGGAAACCCUCCCAUGCCAGUUGGAGGAGCCCUCUUCCCAAGGGGUCCCCCAGGACCUGCUGACUUUGCCCACAACAAGCGUCGCCGAUUCUAAGACUGUUACUGCCUUUUUUUUUUAUCUCUCACCCUCAUUUUUAAGUCCCUUUGUACACUGUAUUUUUUUUCACGUCAAGUUCUCGACCACAGACAGAGUAUUUGUAAAACUGUAUACUUUUUUUCUUUUCUUUUUUUUUAUUGAAGUACGGAGCUGUUGUUUUCAUUUCUAGAUUCUGAGUUUCAUGCUUCCUUUGUAUAGACAUGAUUUGCUUUUCCGCUUUGUAUUUUGAAGAUCAACAUACUUUUAUAUAGUAGUAGGUACAGUCUGGAUUAUGCUUUUAACGACCUUUAUUAAAUCCAACAUGUUUUGGGAAAAA